AUCACCGUUAAGCCGCCUUCUGGACGCCUCAAGAAGGGACUGUACGACAUCCGGCCAGACGUCCUGAAUUUUCUACGCAAUGCUCUGGAUGCUCUGCAAGAACUUUUGCUCGGCCCUGGAAAGCCUGUUCUCACUGCGCCCAUCCAAAGCGCCUUUGAAGCGCUAAUCCUCUCCGCAGCACGCGAGCUGGAGAAACUCUACCCACCGCUGCUGUCAGCCGCAGACGAGCCGAACAGCAGCCCAACUAUCCCGAGUGAUGUCGGAGAAACAUCCAGGGCGAACACUCCCCUCCCACAGGCUCGACUGUCGCCGCAACUCUCGCGUCACUCGCAAGUGCCGACGCCGGGCGAGAAGCCAACGUCCGCGGCGAAGCCCCAACGCGCGCACGGCGAUGCCCGCACGCAGGCGCCGCGGCCGCCCGCCGCAGCGGACCGCAUUGCGGGCCUGGCGCGCAAGGACGCACUGUGGUAUCUCUGCAGCGUGCUGCACAUCACGAUCCCGCCUGCCGCCCUGGGAUCAUCGCCGCCACCGGGAAGUCCCAACACAGGCCUCCCCCCGCCGGAUGCCAGCACGCUGCUGCGCGAGGGUGUUUGCACGGUACUCGCGGGCCUGCUUCGGAGGACAGUAUCUUCACCUAGGAUCCACGUGUCUCGAACUGCCCCAGCUAGGGAAGGCGACGAUCCUAGUAGCGAAGUCUUGACAGAGGGCGGAGAAGGCUGUAGUGAUCGAGGGUUGCGAGAGUCACGCUUUAGGGGCAGAUUACCGCGGGGUCUGUUGGGAGCCGUCGAGCGGGAGAUGCUGCUGGCGGUAGCAGAGAGAUUAUGGCUGUCACAAGGCUGA
Molecule: messenger RNA, 840 nt
Organism: Phanerochaete carnosa HHB-10118-sp
Lineage: Eukaryota; Fungi; Basidiomycota; Agaricomycetes; Polyporales; Phanerochaetaceae
Exons: 1
Source: RefSeq, a predicted model, not a curated record